Messenger RNA from Brassica oleracea var. oleracea, 2751 nucleotides. RefSeq lists its product as uncharacterized. Bases 1 to 2751 code for a protein of 916 amino acids. The record is from RefSeq and is a predicted model, not a curated record. NCBI's taxonomy places the organism in Eukaryota, Viridiplantae, Streptophyta, Magnoliopsida, Brassicales, Brassicaceae. The transcript has 5 exons.
AUGUCAUCGGCUCAGGGGUCAUCGAGGCAGCAAAGGGGGAACUCAGUUGUGGCGGCAUCAGCUCCGGCAACGGGUCCAGACGGAGGUUGUAUCGGGGAUCUCGAGUCGACUCAUCACGAGGCGAUGAUGGACACAGUUGAUUUGUCUCGCUCCCAGAGGCUUUUGGUCGCAGAUGCUACACGGCUUGCGAGGGAAGGGAGCGAGAACGUCGUCGUGGGGGAUGCAACAGAGUGUGCGAGAGACGGACAGAGUGGGGCGGUGCCCGUUGACUCGAUUACUUUGAGGGUUCGCGCAGUGGAAGACGAUUCUUCGGAAGACGACGACUCUGAAGCCGAGUCGUUUCCGACGACCUUCUAUCCCGAAGGGAUUUUCGAGGAGCUUCCACGACUACAUCCUGACUUAUUGCGCCCUGCUUUCGUGGCUGGUCAAGAUUGGGACGGUGUGGAGGAGACUAAGUCGACCCUGAGGAGCGUGAAGAGGGUUCUUCGGGCCAAGAACGCUACAGGCGUGACCUUCCUCAUCCCUACGAAGGAGCAAAGGCCUUGGUCUCCUCCGAUCGGGUACCAAACAGUAUACGAGUCUUAUUUCCAGGAUGACACUCGCUGUUGGUUCCCCAUCCCGCGACUGAUCACCGCGUACGCUAGGCGGCGAGAUAUCGCGAUUAGUCAGUUACUGAACGGCUCGCUGCGACUAGCCGUCACUCUAUCAGUCCUAGCGGAGGAGAUUGACAUGCCGAUGAGCGUCAGGUCGUUCGAGGAGAUGAACUCGAUAACCGAUAUGAAGGACGGAACCUACUCGGUGAAGAUGCGACCAAACUGCAAUGUGUGCGCCGUUGGCCAUCCCACGUCUCCAGUCUAUCCUGAGGAUUUCCUGAAGAGCGUUCGAGCCGUCGCUUUGCUUCGGAUCUACCGUUGGUCCGAGAUUACCGUCGAGAAGAUUCGCGAACUUAAGGACCGGAUCGCUCGAAGAGAGUGGAGAUCUGACCUUCCGACCGUUCUUCCUAUUCGCACCAAGCGACUAGACAUCUUCCCGAAGGACAUCCAGAAGCAAGUUUCUGAAGCAAAGAGGAUGGGAACUCUUCCUGAUUUGAGCGCGAUAUUAGCCGCCCAGCUGGGACUGGCCAGCGAGGAGGGACCCUCGACGACGGUUCCUUGCGCUGGUGAGGUUCCCGCUUCUGGUGCUAGAAACGCGGGGAAGGGUAAAAAAAGGAAGAGGGGCGGCUCGGGAGUCGAGGGGAGCGCCGAGGAGGCGAGCGACGUUCCUCCUUCUGGUGAACCCCAGAAGAAGAAGAAGAAGAAGAAGAAGAAGAAGAAGAGGACAAAGAAGCCCGUUGAUGAGCAGUCGGGGAACCUCGAAGAACCGACUGAGAUUGAGGGAGGUGAUGUUCAAGAAGAAGAGCUUCAACCCGGAGAGGAGGCUUCUGAGGCUGAAAUCUCGGGAGAACGGGACGACGCGGCGGAAGUUGGUGAAGGGGAGGAAUCUGAAAUUCCUCUUAACGCCGCCCGUCCGGACGGUUCUGAAGAAGACAGCGGAGAGUCGCUGCUUUUGAUCAGGAGACGUAACGACGAGGUUGGCGAUGAGGCGCGAUCUCCUAUUCUGGCGUCUUCUCGCGAGGGAACUUCGGUUCCCAUUGGGGAAGGGGUUGCUCAGAUCGGCACUUCUUCUCGCAGCUCCGUUAUCUUGAGGAGGGUGCCCGGAGUCAACUUUCCAGACAAGGUUUCUUUCCACUAUGAGGGACCGGCCCCUCUAGUGUACGUUUCCGAGAAGUGUGGAGAGUUCCUUCGCCAAUUAAGGGGGAGGGUGAAACCUUUGCCCACUGUGAAGGACCUCAUCUUUGGGGGUGAAUACGAGGAAGCCGCGAGGGCCAAGCUGCUGGGGGAUAGUGCGACGAACGUCGUGAUCGAUAAGUACGACACUGCCCUGAAGGGAGCUUUAGAGGAAGCUUCUGCUCGCCAGCUGAAUGCGUCGAGGGCUGACGUCGAGAGGCUUAACGGGAUGGUUGCUCGCAUCAUCCCUCGAAGAGACGAGCUCAAAGCCGAGUUGGAGGUAUCCCGAGGAGUCGUUCGUGAGCUCGAGCGGAAGAACGCCGAACUUGAGAGCGAGAAGGUUUCGCUCGCUGUGUCUCAUGAAAGAGAGAUGAGGCGCCUUAGAGACUCCAGGAUCCUGGAAGUGACGAGGGAAAGGGGAAGAGUUGAGGUCGAGAUGGCCGCGAAAGCUAAUCGUCGCUUCGCUAGGAUUCGUUCCCGAGAAGAGCGACGAGGUCCCUAUGAGGAGGCCCGGUUGCUUCAUAGCCAAGCAUUUGGAACCAGGAAAUGCCUUGAGGCUUUGAAGAGGGCUGGGAGCGACAUCUCGCAAGCUACUAUCGAGAUAUUCGCCGAGCAAGAGAAGAAAUACGAGGAGGAAGCCAAGAAGCUUAGGGUGGGCGAGAUACCCGGGGAAGAUCUCACGCUUUCUCCUCUCGUAUUGGACUCUCAAUUUGUGGAUGCUCGAAUCUUGGCGAGUCUCGAUCCGUAUGGGUCCAACGCCGGCUUGAUCGAUCCGGAGACUGCAGCGAGUCUUCAUGUUCCGCUUACCCAUCCGACUGAAGAGCGGCGCGAAGACCCGACGCUUCUUCUUGAAGGUCCUUCGGCCGAUCCAGAGAUCGUCCCGAGAUCAGACGAAGUGCAUGCUUCUCCAGCUGCUCGUGAGUCAAGCGUCAGGGCUUCGGAGCUCUCCGUCCUCAACGAUCGUGAGAGCGAUCGGGAAGCUUAG